CAUCCGCCCGGUGCUCAUACGUCAUCACACUGCGACACGGAGCAACACAAGCGCCACAUUUUUUGUUGCGCCGAAUAAUUCCCGAUAUUCGGCCUUCCAAAUCCAAAUGAGGGAUUAAAAAAUUGAAGGUAUAGGUCAGGAAUUACGGUAAUGUACCAUGAGUUUAUUUGGCACAAACUCCGGUUUUGGAACGACGGGAACUGGCGUUUUUGGAAGCGCCACGACUGACACACAUAAUCCCAUGAAGGAUAUUGAAGUGUCUUCUCCACCUGAUGACAGCAUCAGCUGCCUGGCUUUCAGCCCCCCCACAAUGCCGGGGAAUUUCCUCAUUGGAGGAUCCUGGGCUAACGACGUCCGCUGUUGGGAGGUACAGGACAAUGGACAAACUGUCCCCAAAGCUCAACAAAUGCACACCGGUCCUGUGCUUGAUACAUGCUGGAGUGAUGAUGGGAGUAAAGUGUUCACAGCUUCCUGUGACAAGACAGCCAAAAUGUGGGAUCUCAAUAGUAAUCAAGCGAUGCAGAUUGCACAGCAUGAUGGCCCGAUCAAGUCGAUUCACUGGAUAAAAGCACCUAACUACAGCUGUGUCAUGACAGGAAGCUGGGACAAAACACUGAAGUUUUGGGACACCCGCUCUCCCAAUCCUAUGAUGUCUCUGCAACUACCAGAGAGAUGUUACUGUGCAGAUGUAGUGUAUCCGAUGGCAGUGGUGUCCACAGCUGAGCGGGGACUGAUUGUGUACCAGUUGGAGAACCAGCCGUCUGAAUUUCGCAGAGUUGAAUCUCCUCUUAAACAUCAGAGCCGCUGUGUGGCCAUAUUCAAAGACAAGCAGAACAAGCCAACGGGCUUUGCACUGGGAAGCAUUGAGGGACGUGUUGCCAUCCACUAUAUAAACCCUCCCAACCCAGCCAAAGACAACUUCACCUUCAAGUGCCACAGAUCUAAUGGAACCAACACAGCAACGCCACAGGACAUUUACGCCGUCAACGCCAUCUCCUUCCAUCCCGUCCAUGGAACUUUGGCAACUGUCGGCUCAGAUGGUCGCUUCAGUUUUUGGGACAAAGACGCCCGCACAAAGUUGAAGACGUCGGAGCAGCUUGAUCAGCCCAUAACAGCCUGCUGCUUUAACCACAAUGGCAACAUCUUUGCAUAUGCUUCCAGCUACGACUGGUCGAAGGGCCACGAGUACUUCAACUCCCAAAAGAAGAACUACAUUUUCUUGAGGAAUUCUGCAGAGGAGCUGAAGCCUCGGAACAAGAAAUGAUUCUUCGUGCCAAGUCGCAUCUGGUGUGGAGACACAAGACAACCAGAUGCUUUUUGCUUCUGUGUAUGUAUACGCUCAAGAGAGACUCCUUUUCGUCAAAUGCAUGGACCAGCUGCUGUGAUGCGACCUCCAUCCUGGACCAAUAGUGAGGGCAAACUUGUGUAAGUUUAAAAACAUGGAACAUCUGGGAAUGGUUUUCUUUUGUGUCCUUUUUUUUACACCUCUCAAAAGACUGUCCAUUUUUUUAUUUGUUACUCUGUGGUUUAGCUCUAAAUUGAAUUAAAAUGUACAAUAAAGACGUCAGUGCACAUGCGUUAAGAAAAUUGCAUUUUUGUCUGUUCAUCUUGUAUACUUGUUUUAACCACAUUGUCCAGUAGGUGGAGUAGGUUGUCUUUGUAGCUGUUAACUGUAGGUGUCAAUUGAGGUCAAAGAUCUGAGGAAUAAACUAGAUCAAAGAUUGUUCAUACAAGUUGAAUCCUUUUAACCUGGUGAUGCAUAUCUGUGAAAGUGGGGAGGGGGUUGUCAUGGGGGAGUAACAAAGGCCAUGUGCGAAAAGUGAGUUAGGUCUUGGAGCACAAGGUGUGAAUUAAAUGCCAUUUUAUUGAGGGUAUUAGAGUUUCACAUCACUGUGAGUUUGACCCUUGGUACUUAGCAGUGGGACUCAAGUCGCUAAGGGUGGGAAGAUUUUUCUGAGGCUGCACUUCACUGACUCAUCUCAAAAGUGCAUGAGAGCAACUGGCACCACUUUCUUACACCACUUGCCUCUUUGGUGUUAAAUGUAAACCAUCAGUUCAGUGCAGACCCUUCAGUGUUUAACCCUUUCUAGGGCACUCCAACCAUUUUGACUGGAGGGAUGGCAACGAUCAUUUGUCGAAAGAUGAGCUGGAUUUCCCAGUUUAAACGAACUGGACGUCUAUCGCCGUCAACGGCAAGCAAUGUGUUCUAUGGAAUUUAAAUUGGAAAAAAAAAUAUUUUGAGUUUUAUUCACGGCCAUAACCACAGUGUAUUUGUUUUUGUUGAUUU
Molecule: messenger RNA, 2287 nt
Organism: Corythoichthys intestinalis (scribbled pipefish)
Lineage: Eukaryota; Metazoa; Chordata; Actinopteri; Syngnathiformes; Syngnathidae
Gene: rae1
Product: ribonucleic acid export 1
Exons: 13
Coding region: 158-1264 (368 amino acids)
Biological process (GO): transcription-dependent tethering of RNA polymerase II gene DNA at nuclear periphery; RNA export from nucleus
Cellular component (GO): nuclear pore
Molecular function (GO): ubiquitin binding; RNA binding
Source: RefSeq, a predicted model, not a curated record